Alternaria atra is the source of this 744-nucleotide messenger RNA. RefSeq lists its product as uncharacterized. The record is from RefSeq and is a predicted model, not a curated record. The transcript has 2 exons. Gene Ontology annotation, molecular function: acyltransferase activity, transferring groups other than amino-acyl groups. Bases 1 to 744 code for a protein of 247 amino acids. NCBI's taxonomy places the organism in Eukaryota, Fungi, Ascomycota, Dothideomycetes, Pleosporales, Pleosporaceae.
AUGUCGUCAACCGAAGCAAACAUCCCGGCUAAACCACCCACCGACGAACUGCCGCAGCUCUCCACCUACACUGCUGAGACAGAGGAUGACCGCAUUGAGGGUUUGCGCUUAGUCGCAGACUCAGUGGCACAACAGCGCCAGAUCGCGAGCAAGGUCAUGCUGUUCCACCCCGUCUCGCUAGCCGCCUACUUCGCUAUCGUCGCCAUUGUGGCCCAGUACACGCUACGCUGGUACGAGGACAAGCUGAUGCUUCUCACGACCAUUGGAGGCAUCUCGAUGACUUUCCUCAUUUUCAUUCGAUGGAUGACUGGUGGCUACAUCAGCAUGGCCGAGGAUAUCAACAUGGAGUGGCUUGGCGAUGACAGGCUCAUCGUGGUGAAGUGGGGUGAAGACGUUAUUGGAUCCUUGGUGUUGGGUUGGGCCGAUAAUGAUGCCGCGAAGAAGCGUGGCAGGAGAAGGAGGGGCAAGGCAGUUGUGCGCGCUUGGACUGUAAAGUUGAAGUACCGCGGCAAAGGUGUUGGUGAGGGUCUUUUGGAGGAAGCUGUCAAGAUUGCGGGAGAGCGAGGUGCAGAUGGCAUUGUCUUCGAUGCUGACCAUGCCAACUCCAAACGCGUUCUCCCUGCCAUCUUCAACGGCUUCAUUAACAAGCAAGAUGCCAAAGCCGAAAAGGCCCUACAAAAAGUCGCAGAUGCAAAGGGCAACUUCCGUCAGCGUCAGAGCUCUCCCACUUGGGGCAGCAGGUAG